Kwoniella botswanensis is the source of this 1455-nucleotide messenger RNA. RefSeq lists its product as uncharacterized. Gene Ontology annotation, biological process: tRNA 3'-terminal CCA addition. The record is from RefSeq and is a predicted model, not a curated record. Lineage: Eukaryota; Fungi; Basidiomycota; Tremellomycetes; Tremellales; Cryptococcaceae. Gene Ontology annotation, molecular function: ATP:3'-cytidine-cytidine-tRNA adenylyltransferase activity; CC tRNA cytidylyltransferase activity; RNA binding. The coding region runs from base 1 to 1455 and encodes 484 amino acids. The transcript is spliced from 6 exons.
AUGGCAAGGAAAGUCGUACUCGACCAAGUAGAGACGAAAUUCGUCAAUCUACUUGACGAUUUCUCUAGGAAACUUAAUCCUCCUGUGGAAUGUAGGAUAGCAGGAGGUUGGGUAAGGGAUAAAUUAUUGUCGUUACCUUCGCAUGAUCUGGAUAUAGCAUUAUCCAUUCCAUCCGGACAUUCCUUCGCAGUGGAAUUUGUAAAUUAUCUAAAAACCAAAGAUGUCACUACUGGAUCAGUAGGCAGGGUAGCUGCGAAUCCAGAACAAAGCAAACAUCUUGAAACUGGAACAACGAGGAUAUUGGGAUUAGAAUGUGAUUUUGUGGGAUUAAGAAGUGAGACUUAUGCUGAUAGUAGGAUACCUCAAGUUAAACCUGGUACGCCACUUGAAGAUGCUUCAAGACGGGACUUGACGAUCAAUGCAUUAUUUUACAAUGUCUCUACGAGAGAAGUUGAAGAUUAUACUCAACGUGGAUUAUCGGAUCUAGAAAAGAAAAUAGCUUGUACACCUUUACCGCCCAGACAGACAUUUCAGGAUGAUCCAUUAAGGAUAUUAAGAUGCGUAAGAUUUGCUAGUAGGUUUGGCCUGAAGAUUGAGGAUCAUGUGAUGCAAGCUAUAAAAGAGGAAGAUGUCAAGGCCGCGAUCGCAACGAAAGUAUCAAAAGAACGUAUAGGUAUAGAAGUAACGAAGAUGUUGAAACAUGAUCCAUUCCGAGCAAUGUCUUUGAUCGAUAAUCUAGGAUUACACCCAUAUGUUUUCACUUGCGAAGCAAAUCCCCCAAGAGAGAGCGCCGAACGCUCGGCGCAAAUUCUUCGAGACCUCGUCAACAAGGGCUUCCAUAUCGAUGAGAUCUUAUGGCUGGCUACGGCUGUUACACCUUUCGGUGAUUCGGCGGUGAAGAGAAAGGGAAAAGACGUUCCAGCAACCUCGAUAGUGGUAAGCGAGGGGUUGAAACUAUCUACCGAAACCAAAAAUGGAGUGACCAACUUGUUCGAAGCUGCUAAGGUUGUUAAUCCCGAUGCUACGGUCAGAUCUGAAGUCGGCACCUGGAUGCAGAACCCUUGUGUGAAACCUUGGCAGAGAUCGUUGACUUGGUCGGCCGUCAUGGAGAUAUUACCGGGUUGGACUGGACAAUGGGAUCAGAAUGCAGAACGGGUCGUACAGAAGUAUGAGCAGUUCAGGAGAAGGAUCGAAGAAUCGGGGUUACCAGAUGCUAUAGAUAAACCAUUACUGCUUAAUGGAACCGAACUCCAACAAUUACUUUCCAUAUCGCCUUCUCCCCUUCUUCAGACUAUAAGACAAGCAUUGAAUGUCUGGCAAUUGGAUCAUCCGGAAGGGACCAAGGAGGAAUGUGAAUUGUGGCUCAAAGGGAUUUGGGAAGGUGAAGGACGAGCAGAAUGGGAAAAGAACUCUCAACCUAAGAAAAUUGUCAAGGGUGAGAAGCGAAAGAGAUAG